Lactuca saligna is the source of this 525-nucleotide messenger RNA. The record is from the annotation of a GenBank genome assembly. Lineage: Eukaryota; Viridiplantae; Streptophyta; Magnoliopsida; Asterales; Asteraceae.
AUGAAAUCUUCUCGAAGAACCCGAUUGUACUCUUCCUCUUCAUCCUACUCCGCCGACACCACCACCACCACCACCACCACCGUCACUUACGCCUUCGAAGAUAACAAUUUUAACGCUAAUCCCCAAACUACUUCCACCGAAAUCCCUAUCACUUUUCACCUCUCCGAUCGUCAAUCCACCGCUGCUAUUAAGAUUCAAUCAGCUUACAGAUCUCAUGCAAUCCGCAACUUAAUCAACAAGGAUACAGUUGAUGCGGUGCGAAACAACAACCGGGAACGAAUCAAGAUCAAUGAGGCGCUGAUGAAGUUAUUAUUUACGCUUGAUUCGGUUCCUGGGAUUGACCCGACAGUGAGAGAAUUCAGGAGAAGAGUUAGUCGACGGAUCGUUGGGUUGCAGGAGAUCUUAGACUCUAUAUGUGAAGCAAGAGAGGCGAAUUGGGAUGGAUCAUCUAGGGUUUCAGUGCUUACAGAGAUUUCUUCGUCAAUGAGGCACAGAUUAACUUCCCCUGUUGUCAUCCUGCUAUAG